Molecule: messenger RNA, 1573 nt
Organism: Dunckerocampus dactyliophorus (ringed pipefish)
Lineage: Eukaryota; Metazoa; Chordata; Actinopteri; Syngnathiformes; Syngnathidae
Product: transcription factor Sox-19a-like
Exons: 2
Coding region: 215-1171 (318 amino acids)
Biological process (GO): anatomical structure morphogenesis; regulation of DNA-templated transcription; cell differentiation
Molecular function (GO): DNA-binding transcription factor activity, RNA polymerase II-specific; RNA polymerase II cis-regulatory region sequence-specific DNA binding
Source: RefSeq, a predicted model, not a curated record
GUUGCACCGAGGACACCGCCGAACUCUUCUUCCUCAGAAAAAGUUGGAUUAGGGGAAACUUUUAGAGAGGAACAAGGCGGAAGAAGAAGUUAGAACGUUAAUUGUUAAUUAGCUCAUUUGGAUCACCCGGUGCUCCCGCUCCAGCUGCGGGAACACCAGGUUGUUAUAAUAAUUUUAAAUUCAUUAUUUAAUAUUGAUUUUAACUCUGUCUAACAUGUAUAGCAUGAUGGAACACGAAUUAAAGCCCAGCGGGCAGCAGGUUCAUCACGCCACCCAGGGGAUGUCACCGAUCCCAGGAAACAUGACACCCGGGAAUGGCGUCUCUCACCCGGGCUCCAAAUCUGCCGUUGUCGGGGGAGGUGGUGGUGUCGUGGAUCCGAUGGAUAAGGUGAAGCGGCCCAUGAACGCGUUUAUGGUGUGGUCAAGAGGGCAAAGACGUAAAAUGGCUCAAGAAAACCCCAAAAUGCACAAUUCUGAGAUCAGCAAGCGCCUCGGAGCGGAAUGGAAGCUGCUGAGCGACGCCGAGAAGCGGCCGUUCAUCGACGAGGCCAAGCGGCUCCGUGCCGUCCACAUGAAGGAGUACCCAGACUACAAGUACAAGCCCCGCCGCAAGACCAAGCCCAUGUUGAAGAAGCACGACGUCCAGGUGCCCAAGUACCCCGCGCUGUCCGCGGGGAACCUGCUUCAGCAGGUGACGGCGGCGCAGGGUCAAGGGGUGAGUCCAAGGAUGGAGAGCUACGGAUGGGGUCCUACGGGGGGCUACGCCGGGAUGCAAGGCGAGGCGCUCGGCUACACUCAGCAGCUGCACCGCUACGACCUGUCGGCCCUGCAGUACCCCCCUGCCAUGGCGGCACAGACGUACAUGAACGGGAACAACUCCUACAGCCCAAUGUCCUACACCACCAGUCCCCAACAGCCCAGCCCCGUCACCAUGUCAAUGGUCAAACCGGAACCGGUGUCCCACUCGCCUCCGACGCCCACCCACCAGCGGGGCGGCCCCCUGCAGGGCGACCUCCGGGACAUGAUCAGCAUGUACAUCCCCGGAGGGGGUGACACGGGAGACCCCACAGCAGCAGCGGCCGCUGCAGCGGCAGCAGCAGCAGCACAGAGGGGCUACAGCAGCGUCCAGCAGCACUACCUCAGCGGGACGGUCCCGCUCACACACAUCUAGAAGCCGUACCCCACACCCCAAAAGUGUACAUAUUUUUUUUUUUUUUUUUUUUAGUUCUUUUUAGACCCACGAUUCAGCUCUCCACUGACAAAUGUGAGCUGACCUGAGACCAGCCUAUACGACAAAACACUUGUUUUGUUUUUGAUGGAUGACGCCGCCCAAUGGGGGGGACAACUUUUCUUCGAUAUUCUCUUAAAUAAAUGAACAAACAUGUUUUUAAUCCUAGCUUUUCCUCUUGACGUGGACACCAUUUGUUUUUAGGCUUACAUUAACGCUCUCCAGGGCCGUUUCAGCCCACGGGGGCCGCAGGUUGCCCACCCCUGCUGCUUUAUGGACCUAAAAUGGAAAUUGUUUUUAGUUGGGAGCAUCCAUUACUAACUACACACUUUUUUUUUUUUUUUU